AUGGCGGAGAAGAAGCCUAACAUUUUGUACAUCAUGGCCGACCAGAUGGCGGCGCCCUUGUUGUCUCUGCACGACAAGAACUCCCCCAUCAAGACCCCCAAUCUCGACCGGUUAGCGAGUGAGGGUGUCGUCUUCGACUCGGCCUAUUGCAAUGCUCCUCUGUGUGCCCCUUCGCGCUUCGUGAUGGUUAGCGGCCAGCUGCCGUCGAAGAUUGGGGCUUACGACAACGCGUCGGACUUGCCCGCCGACGUCCCCACCUAUGCCCACUAUCUGCGUCGCGAGGGUUACCACACGGCCCUCGCCGGUAAGAUGCACUUCUGCGGGCCGGACCAGCUGCACGGCUAUGAGCAGCGUCUCACCAGUGACAUCUACCCCGGUGACUACGGCUGGUCCGUCAACUGGGACGAGCCCGAGGUUCGCCUUGACUUUUACCAUAAUAUGUCGUCGGUGAUGGACGCCGGCCCCGUCGUCCGCACCAACCAGCUCGACUUUGACGAGGAGGUCAUCUACAAGUCCGAGCGGUACCUGUACGACCACGUCCGUUCUCGCACCGAUCAACCUUUCUGUCUGACGGUAUCCAUGACCCACCCUCACGACCCCUACGCCAUGACCAAGGAGUACUGGGACAUGUACGAGGAUGUUGACAUCCCUAUGCCCAAGAACGGGCCCAUCCCCCACGAGCAGCAGGAUGCCCACUCUCAGCGCGUGCUGCAGUGCAUCGACCUCUGGGGCAAGGAGGUGCCCGAGGAGAACAUCAAGAACGCUCGCCGUGCGUACUACGCCGCUUGCACGUACGUCGACACCAAUAUCGGCAAGCUGCUCAAGGUGCUGAAGAACACCGGUCUGGAUGAGGAUACUAUCAUCGUCUUCAGCGGUGAUCACGGUGACAUGCUCGGUGAGCGUGGCCUGUGGUACAAGAUGACCUGGUUCGAGAACUCGGCUCGUGUGCCCUUGCUCGUUCACGCUCCCAAGCGUUUUUCCCCCAAGCGUGUCUCUGAGAACGUGUCUACCAUGGACCUGCUGCCCACUUUCGCGGAGAUGGUCGGUGCUCCGCUGGUCAAGGAGCUGCCUCUCGACGGUGUUUCCCUCAUGCCCUACCUGACCGGUGGCGAGGGUCUCCGCACCGAUACCGUGUACGGCGAGUAUAUGGGUGAGGGCACUCAGGCACCUUUGGUCAUGAUCCGCCGCGGCCGCUGGAAGUUCGUGUACUCGACCAUCGACCCGCCCAUGCUGUUCGAUCUGGUCGCCGAUCCCGAGGAGAAAGUCAACCUGGUUGCCGGUCUUCCCGUCCCGCCUGCCACCCGUGGGGUCCCCGCCAAGUCGCCAUUCAACGCUUUGACUUUGUCGACCAACCUGCCCACCCCGAUCGAGACUCCUCGCGCGUCUCCCAUCCCGCAGCGCGCCCACGAGAAUAACUCGUACCCCUUCCCCACGCCCACCCCUCCCCGCAGUCCCAGCCCCAGCAGCCGCGUGCCACCGGCUCUGCCCGAGACCGAGGACCCGGUCAAGCUGCUUGCCUGGUUCGUCGAGGAAACCCACAGACGCUGGGAUCUGGAGAAGAUCCGCCAGGACGUGCUGCACUCGCAGCGCCGCCGCCGCCUGGUGUACUCGGCUCUGAUCCAGGGCACUCCCCACUCCUGGGACUGGGAGCCGCGCGUGGACGCCAGCACCCAGUACAUUCGCAACCAAGGCAAGGGCAUUCUCGACGACGUCGAGCUCAUCUCCCGCUGGCCCCGCGUGCUGCAGCAAGCCGCCCAGGCCAACGGCAUCCACGUCUAG
This is a messenger RNA of Penicillium cinerascens, 1779 nucleotides long. Its product is annotated as putative choline sulfatase. The record is from RefSeq and is a predicted model, not a curated record. The transcript has a single exon. Gene Ontology annotation, molecular function: sulfuric ester hydrolase activity. The coding region runs from base 1 to 1779 and encodes 592 amino acids. NCBI's taxonomy places the organism in Eukaryota, Fungi, Ascomycota, Eurotiomycetes, Eurotiales, Aspergillaceae.